Molecule: messenger RNA, 2139 nt
Organism: Endocarpon pusillum Z07020
Lineage: Eukaryota; Fungi; Ascomycota; Eurotiomycetes; Verrucariales; Verrucariaceae
Exons: 5
Coding region: 1-2139 (712 amino acids)
Biological process (GO): mitochondrial lysyl-tRNA aminoacylation
Cellular component (GO): mitochondrion; cytoplasm
Molecular function (GO): ATP binding; lysine-tRNA ligase activity; tRNA binding
Source: RefSeq, a predicted model, not a curated record
AUGGCGACUCAGAUACCUGCCUGUUGUGAAGAGGUACGUCAGAAAACCGUUCUGCUGUUUGAAAUCUACAUUGCAGGAAGAGAAGAUGAGAAGAACCGCAGCGAUAUUAUCCGCCUUUCUCCAUCAGGCCCUUCCUUUUCGUCCAACGUUCGUUUAAACUCCCAUCGGACCCCAGGUUGUCGCUUUAUAGCUGCCCAAAGCUACCCGGAAUGGCCCCAGGAGCUAUGGGUUGCAGAAGAUAUCAAGGAUCGGGUAAAGGACCUUCAAAAGGCCGAACUUGACAUGUAUCCUCGAGGGCCCGAGCAUACAGCACCUCCUAUCCCAAAACUUGAUCGGUUGUGUCAAACCGUCAAAAAAGGCGAGACGAAGAAGGACAUGGGGAAGUAUUCAUACCAAGGACGGAUCGAAUCAGUCCGCACGGCUGGCCGCCUGCUAUUCUUUGUCGACAUGGUCCGCAACGACCUGAAGCUGCAAGUUCUUGUCAACCAUGCGCAAAUACAUAAAUCUAUCACGCAGGACGAGUUCAUCUCGAGGCGUAAACUGUUACGCCGUGGAGACGUCAUAACCGUAACGGGCUAUCCGCACCGUACGGAAGCAGGUCAACUGUCUUUGAGUGCAAUAGAGCUUCCCUGCAUUCUGUCACCUUGUCUCCAUCAGUUUCCGGUGCAGAGACCGGCUGGGGGGUUUGGCCCAGAAAGCCAGUCGACAUUUCUCGACAAGCAUGUUGAAAUGUUAGCGAACCGGGAAGCCACACAACUAAUUCGACGGCGAUCCGAUGUUGUGCAUGGAAUGCGCACUUUUCUCCGUGCUCGGGGUUACUCUGAAGUUCAGACACCCAUCCUCUCCUCCAGAGCUGGUGGAGCCAUCGCACGUUCCUUCGAAACAUUUGCCACUGAGUUCUCGGAGAGAAAAUUGUCCCUGCGGGUCGCCCCAGAGCUGUGGCUCAAGAGACUUAUACUGGGCGGUAUGGAUAGAAUAUUCGAAAUUGGCCAAUGCUUCCGAAACGAAGGCCUUGACAAAACACACAAUCCAGAAUUUACAACUUGUGAAUUCUAUAGUGCCUAUGCCUCUAUCCAGACUCUAUGUGAUAUCACGGAAAAGAUGCUUAACCUUAUCGUGAGGAACAUCGAGGGUGCCCCACAGAAGGAAGACGAGUCCAAUCGACAUCCAAGCAUAAAAAUGCCUCCACUUGCACUCAAGGCCGAUUUCUUCAAAGGACCAUAUCCACAAAUUGACUUCCUCCUUGGAUUGAACGAAGCUCUUGGUCUAAAGCUUCCAGAUCUGUGUGCUGAGCAUGCUACAGCGGAGGUCAUUAAUAUUUUCAAAGAAAUGAAGAUCGAGCUACCAGCUUACCCCACGCUUCCACGUCUCCUAGAUAAACUAUCUACAACAUACCUAGAGCCACAAUGCCACAAACCAACCUGGAUUAUUAACCAUCCCGAAUGUCUUUCGCCACUGAGUAAAUCUUUUCCUCAUCCUUCCCCAGACAUUGAUCAGCCAGUGGCGGCUCGAGCUGAGCUUUUUAUCCACGGUCGUGAGAUUGUCAAUUGUUACGAAGAGGAAAACUCACCAUUUGAACAGAGACGAAAAUUCAUGAUGCAACAGAGAUAUGCAAAUGCUGGCAAUGAUGGAAGACAAGACAACGAAGCUAUGGAAGUAGAUGAAGACUAUCUUCAAGCAUUGGAGUGGGGUCUUCCCCCAACGGGUGGAUGGGGAUGUGGCAUUGAUCGUCUGGUCAUGUUGUUGACAGGAAAGCAGCGAAUCAAUGAUGUACUAACCUUCGGUAAUCUGAGGUCGGUCACAAGAAUACCUGAGGCACGAAAGAUCGUAAAGGUAGAGGCAUCAUUUACAGCCCCUCCUAAGCCAGAUACCAAUAAAAUUGUCUAUUCCGAUCCUAGAAGGGAAGUACAACCCGACCACGUCCGGAAAGACACAUCUCUCGACACAGAUCCAACACACAGUGGGCCUCAGCUUGAUGCUCCUGAGGAAGCGUUUCUCAAGAUCAAACAAAAACUGAUAUCGGAGAAUAGCAGUCGUGCAAGGGCCUACCAAGCUACACACGUGAGCUCAAGCGCUGAACAGAAACGAUCGGCUGGAAUAAGAGGCUUUGAUGCGAGAGAGUGGCUCCUGAAAAAAUGA